AUGUGCACUAAAGCAGAGAAGGUCGUACUGGCAGCCUAUCAGUUGAGGGGGAUCGCAGCCACAUGGUGGAAGGCUAAUAAAGGGAUAGUGUUUCCUGAGGGUGUGGCUCCAGAGUGGAAUGCGUUUCUGGAGGUCUUUAAUGAGAAGUACUUUUCUGAUUGUGCUAGAGAGUUGAAGAUGGCGGAGUUCCAGCGCCUUCGUCAAGGUAUGAUGACAGUCGAUGAGUAUGAAGCUAAGUUCGUUGAACUGUCGCAGUAUGCCCCUGAGUUAGUUCAGAAACCGGCAGACCGAGCUCGAAGGUUUAGAGACGGGCUUCGGCCGGAGGUGAGGAGCUUUUUGGUACCAUUAGAUCUGAAGGAGUACAAGGACCUUUAUAAGCGGGCCCAGCUGAUUGAGAAAGACCAGAAUGAGAGAGCUGUUGCAUCUGGAUUGCAGUUUAAUUCGAACAGAGAAGGUAAUCGGUUUGGGAAGAGGCCGAUGUUUGGAGGAAGAUAUCCUGUUCCACUCAACAUGAAGGGUGGGAUAGGGAAACCAUCACCGAACCAUCAUGGAGUGUGUCGUUCAUGUGGAAGACAACAUGAUUCGGCCCCAUGUCCCUCUAGGAUAGGUGCUUGUUAUGAGUGUGGCCAGCAGGGUUAUAUAUCCAGGAAUUGCCCCAGGAAUCAGAUGGGAUAG
This is a messenger RNA of Eucalyptus grandis, 675 nucleotides long. Its product is annotated as zinc finger CCHC domain-containing protein 9-like. Gene Ontology annotation, molecular function: nucleic acid binding; zinc ion binding. The transcript has a single exon. The record is from RefSeq and is a predicted model, not a curated record. NCBI's taxonomy places the organism in Eukaryota, Viridiplantae, Streptophyta, Magnoliopsida, Myrtales, Myrtaceae. The coding region runs from base 1 to 675 and encodes 224 amino acids.